Aricia agestis (brown argus) is the source of this 1172-nucleotide messenger RNA. Its product is annotated as glycine N-methyltransferase. The transcript is spliced from 7 exons. Gene Ontology annotation, cellular component: cytosol. Gene Ontology annotation, biological process: one-carbon metabolic process; protein homotetramerization; regulation of gluconeogenesis. The record is from RefSeq and is a predicted model, not a curated record. NCBI's taxonomy places the organism in Eukaryota, Metazoa, Arthropoda, Insecta, Lepidoptera, Lycaenidae. The coding region runs from base 89 to 970 and encodes 293 amino acids. Gene Ontology annotation, molecular function: glycine binding; S-adenosyl-L-methionine binding; identical protein binding.
UGCGCGAUAUAAGUGCUAGUAUUGUACUGAGAUGAUCAGUGGGCUUGGGAGCGCGCUAUCAUUCGUCAGUUGUUGCAUCAUCUAGACCAUGUCGGGAGACAAAGUGUUCCACUCGAGGUCGAAGGGUAUACCCUCAGAGGGAGUGAAGGACCAGUACGCCGACGGGAAAGCCGCGAAGAUCUGGAAGAAGUAUAUCGGUGACAGCAACGAGCGAACGCAGAACUACAAGGAUUUCUUGACAGGUCUCCUGAAGAAACAUGGCUGCUCGAAGGUUCUGGACGCCGCCUGCGGUACUGGUAUUGACUCCAUGAUGUUGGUGGAUGAGGGAUACAAGGUGGUCUCCGUGGACGCGUCAGACAAGAUGUUGAAACACGCGCUAAAGGCGCGCUGGGACAAACGCAAGGACGCCAGAUACGACGCCUGGGUGAUAGAAGAAGCUAGCUGGGAAACUCUGCCGGAAGACAUCAACCGUUUCCAGCCCGGCGCUAAAUUUGACGCCAUCAUCUGCCUCGGCAACUCCUUCGCCCAUCUUCUAGAUGAUUACCCGGACCAGAGGACACAGAAGAUGUGCUUGAGGAACUUCGCGACAGUUCUCAAACCUGGCGGCCUGCUGUUCAUUGACCAUAGGAACUACGACGCCAUGAUCGAAGGCAGAGGCGCACCGGGACACUCCAUUUAUUAUAAUUCAAAAUACCCCGUGGACAUGAAAACAUCGGUGCUGGUUGUACAGGGCAAGCCCGAGCUAGUGGCACUCGACUACUGCAUCGGAGCGACCAAUGACGGCGCUAUCAGCGAAUACAGCGAAUUCCGGUUGUGCUACUACCCGCACAGACUUGAAAAGUUCACACAGAUGUUGGAUGAAGCAUUCGACAACAAGGCGAAGCACAGUAUAUACGCAGACUUCAAACCGCUGAGCCAAGUAGAAAACCCGGCAUACUAUAUACAUGUUAUGCAGAAAGCAUUAAAUUAAUUUAUUACUAAAGUUAUUGUAAAUAGGAACUAUAAUACUCUGUAAUUGUCCUAAAACAUCAAAAAGUGUAUGUUUUCCCUAAAACUCAAUACCCACCAGACUUCAAUGUAAAUAGACGUACAUGUUUUACUUAUACAUUAAACACUGGAUUUUACAAUUUGUUGUAUAAAUAUAAUUUGAAUAAAUCUAUUUUUAAUUACUA